CGGGUGCGGCGCAGCGGCGGGCGCGGGUCUGGCGGCGGCCGGUGUCAAGGGUUGUUUUUCCAGUAAUUUGGACCUUUUUGAAGCACCUGCUUGCCUAAUGCCAUGAAUAUUGCAGUGAACAAUGAGGAAGAAAAAGCUGUCCAUUCCUGGUCAAGAAUUUCCUCUGCAGGACAUAAAGUGCUGGAGGAAGCCCUCCGAGUCUUCAACCCAAUGUCCAAGGACCUAUCGGACACAGAGACCCAGCUGGUGGCCUUCAUCCAAGGCCUGAAGGAGGAGGGCUACCAGCCCACGAUUCUGAGGAGUAAGGAUGUGUACGGGUAUAGCUCGUGCACAGCGGUCACACCCAGUCAGACGGAAGAAAACACACGACGCAACUGCGCCAGCACCACUGAGUCCACUCAGAGUCCAGCCAGGAACUCAGUGGCAAAAGUGGCUCCUUCGCCCACCAGCAUUCCAGUGAGCUCUUUGAAAGUCUCUGGUCAGCCAGUCUCCAAAGGGGAUUCCACAAAUCUCCUCUUGAGCUCCUUGAAGCAGACAGGAUCUGGCACAUCCAAGGCAGCAGCGGUGGGCUUCCCUACAAGCAUGUAUCCUGACGUGUAUCCAGCCAUGAGACUGUCGGUGGUUCUGGAAGCCCUGGUGCCACUGAAAACCGCAACGUCCUGUUUGGAGUCCAAGUACACACAAGGGCGUCUUGGGAUCUCACCCUCCGACCUUAAACUCCUCAAGACUUCAAGUCCACCGAGGCAGUUUUCUUCAGGCAAGAGCACUAAAAUACCUGAAGGAAAGGGGUACAAGUACUUGGUCAAGAAAGCACCAGAUUCUGCCACCCGCGCUUUGAACGUUCUGAAGGGACCAAAGGGUGGAGUGCUGCAGGAGAGCAAUGCCUGCAAAGCCUCAGGAGUUCUCAACGGGAGAGUCACAGGCAGCUCAUCCCAGGGCUGCACCACAGCGCCACAGCCCAAGACCUUGAAAAUCAAAAAUAAGGAAGCUUUGGUGGGAAAAACAGAGUGGAAGGACAGCAGCACUUACCGGGAGAGUACUGGGCAGAAGAAGAGAAGAGCUACAGAGGCAAGAGAAGCACCACAAAGGAAAAAAGCAAAUACCAUUCCUGUCCGAAAGAAAACUCGACAGGCUCAGAGCACUUUGAACCUGCUGAAAUUCCGGACCAUCAAGGUGGGCAGCUCUUCCUCUGAUGAUGAAGUGAGGAGGAGAGCACAGAAGAUUCUUAGGGUCAACCUGUCCCCUGUGAUCCGAAUUCAGCCCUUGUCCCAUUCUCAUAGUGUGCCCUGAGUUUCUUCACUUUGUCACUUUUUUUUGUAAGUAAGUAAAUACAAGCCUGGCACCAGAGCGCAGAGAGGUUUAGGAAUGACUCUGUGUCUCUGGUGCCAAUAUGCCGACUAACCUGCAGACAGAGCAGCCCACUCUUGUGCUGUUCCUGCCUGUCUGCCACUGCUGUGCAGAACUGGCUGCAGAAAUCCAAACUCCUGUGUGGGAGCACGGGACGGUGACUCUGGCCAGCAUCGAGCUGAGCAGGCUGGAGGGCUCACUUCCCACCAGGCUCCCUGAACGUGGCAGGCUGUGCUCUUGUGCAGGGGAGAACACAAGACUUUCUCAUGACAUUGAUGCACUGUGAUACUGCUCUUUUUCAAGCUGUACAUUUACUGGUUUUAUUUUGAUCAAAUUUUAUAACUUUAUUAUCUAUAUAUCUAUAUAUCCAUAUAUGUUCUUAUGACCCAGGAGCUGUGGGAAGAUGCACUUCCUUCAUCCCUCUGGGAUUGGGUUUGAUAGCUUUUGUUCCUCCUUCCCUUCAGCUAGUCAUUUGUUGAAAGGUGCCGGGGUUCCUUUGUGGUUCAGUGUUGUGACAGUCUGUCCUGGGUUCCCUUGAGCAGCUCGGAGGCAGCAGCGUUGUAGCCACUUGUUUGUCUCCAGAAUGCCAAACAAUUUGGAGAAUUACCAGCUGGUAGUUUUAAUCCUAUUUUCGGUAUUACCUCUGCAUAACGGUGGGGGCGUGUCACAGGGCUGCAAGUCUGUCUGACGUCUCUAGGUGCCUCCUCCCUUUGUGGGUAGCAGAAGUUCUGAACUCAUGGUAAGGAUUUGCCUCCGAAGAGGAUUCCUCCUCAGCGCCCAGCAUUACUCUGCUCUCCUAUACACCAGGUGCAGCUAUGGAUUAUGAACUGUGACUGUUAGAGCCAAAGGGCUGGAAUUGUUAGCAGGAAUUGUGUAGUGUCCUGCCCACCACGUAACUGCUUUGCUGUUGCUGGGUGUUCCAGGAGCAGAUUCCAGGUGCUGGUAGAGAAGACUGUUGGUUUUGGCUGGAGUUAAACCACGACAGAGACACAGGCUGUGUUUGAAUGUAUUAGCUACAUCCUGCCAGUCCCAAAGCUCAGUGGGAUAUUUGAGCCUGAGUUAAAGCAGGAAAGCGAAAAAUUUGGGAGGACAUAUACCAGCACUUAAACACAGAGAGUCGCUUUCUGUGGUUUGUGGGGAUGAUGCAGUAGGAGGGGAGAUGGGCACCAUGUUGUGGUGGUUGGCAGCCUUGCUGUGCCAUCAGAGAUGUUGUGAGAAGGUGUGUGGCAGGUGUGAGAGCUCUGUGUGGAAGGAGUGCAGGCUCUGCCCGUCCCCAGGAGGCACUGCAGAACCACUGCAGACGGCUGCUGUCACCUCCCUGCACCGGGGGCACGCUGUCGGAUGGGAAAACGGGUCUGCACUCCACAGGGAGGGAUCUACUAAUCCCAGGAGAAACACCUCAUUUAAUCAGCUAAUGCUGCUGCUGUCACCUGUAAGGGACAACCUGGUGUCCUGGGGAAAGGAAGAGGCAUUGGGCUGGGCAUGGGCCUGGCUCCAUGCACCACUGUGUGCUCAGAUCUCUGCAGCAGUAGUAUAAUCCACUCAUUCUCUCACCAGCUCAAAAUACCAGUUGUCUGACCUAGUAAUCUCUGUGGACAUUGGCUGAAGGGAUGAGCUCCCCAGGGAAGUCCCAGCUCCUUAUAUUUAAGCCCUGCCCCCCAAGCACCUGGUUGGAUUUUAGUGGUUUGUAAAAGGGGUCAGUGUCUGGUCCCUAGUGCAGAAAGGAAGACUGUGGUAUGGAGAGAAGAGAGGAUGUUCAUGAUGGGGUGUGAGGGCACAGAAGUUGAGCAUUCUGAGGUACAUCUAGUUCUCCUCUCACCCACAUCGAGCAGCGUGGAGGUUCUCCUUCACUGAGCAACCUGGUCUAGUGGAAGGUGUCCCUGCCCACGGCAGGGUGGUUGAAACAAGAUCUUUAAGAUCCCUUCCAAUCCAAACCAUUUUGUGAUUUUAUGAUUCAGGGGAUGAUUGCAAGCCCUGAACCCCACACUUGGGUUCUGAGUUGCUGUCAGAGAUCAUAACUUGCAGUGUUUGAGACUGACCUGUGAAUGCCGCUGCUUGGCUGCAGAGGACAAGGAAAUAUUUUCUUCUGCUUCUGUGUUUUAAAAUGCCCUGGCAGAGAGUUCCCUGUCCUGACCUGGUGCUGGAUGAACAGGGGCUCUCCAUCACUGUCAACUGGCCAAAAAUUGCUUUGUUCCUUUUGUUCCCACUCCUUCAGACCUUUCUCAUUCCCACGCUCUCAAAUGCCAGGUCUUGAAGUCCUGCACUGAUGUUUCUCUUUUGGGCUGUUUCCCGAGGAGGGCUCUGAACUCCUGCCUGCGGUAUUGCUGUCAGGCUGCUCAGCAGCUUCCCCUGUUCCCAGACCCUUAUAAGGGCACUGAGAGCUGUCUUUGGAGCCUCCUCAUGCAGCGCAGACGUCCCAGCUGAGCACUUGGCCUCCACUGGGAAAAACAACGUGCAUCAACAAAGCUGAAUUCAGGUCGAGGUCACUUUUCCUCCAGCCUGAGCGGGAAGCUGAGCACCUGAGGCCAACUUACCAGGCCACAUCCCUCUUCAUCGCUGUGUGUCUUCCCCCAGCUGCACUGCUGCCUGCCUCCCCACUCUUUUCCGUCACCUCUUGUCUUUCACAGCUUGGGUCUUUGCCAGUUAAGGACUUGGCUUGUACUGUUGCUUAACACAUCCAGCACAGCAUCCAGCCUUAAUGCUGCCAUGCCUUUCCCAGCACUGAGCUGAGUUCUGUGCAGACUUGGUAAUGACAGUUUGCCCUAUGUCCUCAGACCACCAGCAAAAGGUUUCUGCUCCACAGGGAGAGACAAGCUUUGGAAAUGCCUCUGUGUCACCGAGACUCCUGCCAGGGAAGUGAGCACUCCAUAGCUGUGUGCUCAGAGACUUGCCCAUCACCAGUCCGGUCUGUCAACUCUCCUGUGCAUCUCUUAACAGGCCACAGGGCCCUGAGCGACAGGGCAGCGCUGGACCUCCAUUCUCUGCCCUCCUGUUGUCUCUUCUUCCUCUUGCAGGUGCUUUGGGAACUUGACUGAAGGGGUUGCAGGUUGUUAUAGAGGGGCUCUACACCCCCUGUGCCAAUGCCAGCAACUGCUUCCCGUCAGUCAGUGCUGGCAGAGGGAGUGCCUCAGUCUGGUGCAGGUUGGCUCCACCGUCCUUCAACUCAUGGCCAGGUGUGGAUUCUGGUGUCCUGGGCAUGUCACACUGAUGUGCACAAGGCUGCAGAGGGGCUCUGCGUGGACGCUGCUCUGCUGUUUAGGGAAGAUGAAGGGUUUGAUCAAACCAGAGCUACCUAAAACUUGAUCUAACCAGAGAUCUCCCCCGCAGGUCCCUUUCAUCCUGUGUUACUCUGUGGCAGCAGAGUAACACUUACCUUCCAGGGAUCUCUGCAACAGUAACUGGCAGGGCCCAUAGAAAUGCAUUGCCCAAAGCGCUGUGGUCUCUGCUGAGCAUGUGGUAUGCACCUUGUUCAGACCUGUUUCUGUAUUAGUCACUUUGAAUUCAUCCAAGUGCCUAACCUGGCCUGUGUUGUUCUGGGCACUGUGACAGCCGAGAGCUUUGCGGACUCUCUUAGGAAUGCUUUUAAUGCAUGGAUUUGUGCCACUGUCACUUCUAGAAACGAUUCGGAUAGCGGUCAAAGGGCUGUUCUUCCAACUGAUUUUUUGGAAAUCAUUUCUCCUUUUAUUCAGCUGCCAAGAAGCAGUUUAUGCUUCCCCUCCACCAGAUAAGGUCCUUGAGCUUCCUGCAUGCUUCAGAUGUCUGUCAGCAAAGCCCAUGGGGAGAGUAGCUUGUCCGGCAGGCAGCUGAAGGGGAAGCUGACAUCA
Molecule: messenger RNA, 5171 nt
Organism: Corvus hawaiiensis (hawaiian crow)
Lineage: Eukaryota; Metazoa; Chordata; Aves; Passeriformes; Corvidae
Gene: CCDC71
Product: coiled-coil domain containing 71
Exons: 2
Coding region: 103-1290 (395 amino acids)
Source: RefSeq, a predicted model, not a curated record